CCCCUUUGUUCCCUCCCACCCAGUUGUUCUAAGACUCGGGUAGCAGAUUUGCAAUGUCACUUGACAACAUUAAUCAGAUACUGCAUUUAAGAUGACCAUCAUGUCUCAUUUAAAGGAUCUCAAAGAUGACUUCCACAGUGACACUGUCCUCUCUGUCUUAAACGAACAACGUAUUCGGGGUGUUUUGUGCGAUGUCACUAUAAUUGUAGAAGACACCAAAUUCAAAGCCCAUAGCAAUGUCCUGGCUGCUUCAAGCCUUUAUUUCAAGAAUAUAUUUUGGAGUCGUACAAUCUGUAUUUCUGGACAUGUAUUAGAAUUAGAUGACCUCAAGGCUGAAGUGUUUACAGAAAUUCUUAACUACAUCUACAGUUCCACAGUGGUCAUUAAAAGGCAAGAGACUGUUUUAGACCUUGCAGCUGCAGGAAAAAAACUUGGAAUAUCAUUUCUGGAAGAUCUUACAGAAAAGAAUUUAUCAAAUUCUCCUGGUCUAUACUCAUUUUGCAACACAGAGAAGGGUGAAGUGAAAGAAGAGAAAAGACAGGAAGAGUCUGCCAUUACAAAUGGACCAAGAAUCACAAAUGCAUAUUCAAUUUUUGAGUCUGAGAAUAGUAAUAAUUUGUUUUCUCCUCUUGAUCUGAGAGCAAGUUUUAAAAAAAUUCCUGAGACAACUAAAGCAUCCCGAGUUGGUCAGGAGAGGAACAGUGCUUGUAAAGACAUAGAGCCAGCUAGUACCUUGGCUGAGCAUUCCUAUGCUGUUACUGCAAGUUGUGAUGCUUUUCAACGUAAUUCCUUUUAUCACCACGAGAACAGUCCCCUUUGUAAAAUAACUGAGAAUGGUUCUGAAGCGGUCCAGCCAGCGCCUCUGGCUGAAUCAACAACUCAAGCCUUUAGUACACCAAAGACUGCUUUUAAUUCCCAGGUCACUGAUGUGCCUACAGUAAAGGAACCAACCCACAAAGGAGCCAAUGCAGAGGGUCCCCAUAAAUCAGUAACUGAUCAGACAAUUUCUUUUCAAAAACCCCAUACAAAUACUGGCAACCUUCUCCCUUCCAAAGAAGAUGAAAAUAAAUCUGAUCCUGUUUCGGGGUCAAUAGUCACUGCCACUCCACACAUUUAUAAUGGUAACAGUUGUACAGAAUCAUUUAAUGAUGGAGCCCAGUUAAGCACUCAUCUUCAGCUUCACACACAGCCUCAAGAACCUUUAGUCUGCAAAUAUUGUAGUAAACAGUUUGAAAGUACUUCUGGAGUAGAAGCGCAUGAACAAGUGUGCAAGGGAUUGAGCAAUGCAUGUGUUCAAAGUGAAAAUGAGCAUUAUUUGGACAAUUUUGCUGCUUCUAGUACAAAGACUGGUACCUCGUAUAUUAACUCAGAACCUACAAUGGCUGAAAAUAAUCUCACUGAUAAUUCUGUCCCAAGUUGCGCAUUGCCAGAAACAGACCAUUUUGUUAACAUGGUUGAUGGACAGAUACUUUAUACUUGUAAUGUUUGCAAACGUACCUAUGUUACCUUGUCCAGCCUCCGAAGGCAUUCAAAUGUUCAUUCAUGGAGAAGAACCUAUCCAUGCCAUUACUGCAACAAAGUAUUUGCAUUAGCAGAAUAUCGUACCAGACAUGAAAUCUGGCACACAGGAGAAAGACGAUAUCAGUGUAUCUUCUGCCUUGAGACCUUUAUGACAUAUUACAUACUCAAAAACCAUCAGAAAUCUUUCCAUGCAAUUGACCAUCGACUGGGAGUAAAUAAGAAAACUGCUAAUGGAGGCUUGAAACCAAGUGUGUAUCCUUACAAACUUUAUAGGCUUUUGCCUAUGAAAUGCAGAAGACCACCAUAUAAAAGCUAUGAGAAAUCGUAUGAAAGUAUCCAAGUUGAUGAAGCCACUUCUAGUACUUGUAUAAUUCAGAAUACCAUCACUCCUGAACUACCAUCACUGAAUUUUUCAAACAAUAUGCUGUCAAACACAUCUAUUUCCUUGGAUGCAUCUUCAUGUAAUGAUGCAACUGCAGCAGCAGUAGCUGUGAACUCUUCAAACAUUUCUUCCCAAGAAGCUAGUGUACCAGAAUCAGAUCUUAAAAAUGAUACUUAUUGUGCUGAAAGGCCAUUGGCCUCCACUGAAGUUAGCUCUGGUCCUCAGGAAUACAAAUCUUCUAUUAUAACAUUUAGUAGUAGCAGUGCCAGUGAAAAUCCAGCCUCUGUUAUUAACUACAGUAAUUCAAUGUCUUCUGUGAUAAUGCACAGUGGUAGAGUUUCAUCUGUAAUAAUGCACAGCAAUGCUAUCAAUGCAAUAGGAAUCAGUAAUAUAGGAACCUCAGAUACUACAGACAGACAGACAGCAAGUGAUGAACAUGUACAAGGGUCAGAGGACAAACGAACAAGAAGCAAUAGGGAGAAGAAGAAAGUGCCACAGUACAACACAGAAGAGACAUCAGAGCAGUUAACGUAUAUGGCAAGUGCAGGAAUGUCCUCUAACACAACCACAGAUACUUUUGAACCUUCAAGUAAGACUGAAACCUACAUUGCAAAACCUGCUUUACCGGGAACAUCUGCUGAUAGCAAUGUUGCCCCUCUUUGUCAAAUUACUGUCAAAAUUGGGAAUGAAGCCAUUGUGAAAAGACAUAUUUUGGGAUCCAAACUGUUUUACAAAAAAGGCAGAAGAUCUAGACAUGAAUCCAAAGACGAGCAUACGGUUCAGAUUACAGACCGAGAAAAGAGAGAGAGAAGCGUGUCUCGAGUCUGUAGGCCAGACUACAUUGAGCUCAAUGAAACCUGUGACGAUGUAAGCGACCAUGACUCCAAUGAUAAGCCCUGGAGACCAUAUUACAAUUACAAACCCAAAAAGAAGUCUAAACAAUUAAGGAAAAUGAGAAAGGCAAAGUGGAGGGAAAAGUGCAGAAGCAAGAAUUCGUACAGAAGAAGUGAAAAGACAGGAGUCACAAAUUAUGCACUUAGGAACAUUCCUGAAGAAAAGAUCCUCAGUCAAGAAGAUGAUGAGAAAAUGCCGAGUCUUCACUGUGAACUCUGCGAAAGACAGCACUCUUCUACUGAAGAAGCCGUGGAGCAUUUGCACAGGGACACAAUUCCGUCUAAGGCUUAUAUUUGUGAGUUAUGCCAAAAACAGUUCCAGAGUCCAUCUACUUUAAGGAUGCAUAUGCGGAGUCAUGUGGGAGAGAAACCCUACCCUUGCAAAACCUGUGGGAAGAGCUUUUCUGUAUCUGGAAACCUACAGAAGCAUGAACGUACCCACUUGAGUGUCAAAGAUUUUGUCUGUCAGUAUUGCGACAAGGGGUUCACUCUGAAUGAAACACUCAAAAUACAUGAGAGAAUUCAUACAGGAGAAAAACGCUACCACUGUCAAUUCUGCUCUCAGAGUUUCUUGUAUCUUUCUACUAAAAGGAAUCAUGAGCAAAGGCAUAAACGUGAGAACUAUGGGAAAGGAUAUGCAUGUUUUCAGUGCCCCAAAGUUUGCAAGACAGCAGCUGCUCUUGGAAUGCACCAGAAGAAGCAUCUCUUCAAAAAUCCCAAACAAGAGGAUAAAAAAGAUGACUUGCUUCAAGAAAGCACUAAAUCUUUGGUAAAUCAACAUUUAAUUGACUCAGAUGGGCAGCAAACUGCUAAACCUUUCAUCUCUCAACAUCUGAUUGACCCAGCUGAACCUGAAGGAAGUAACAUUCAGAAUACCACAUCAAAUGUUGGCCUUUGA
Molecule: messenger RNA, 3694 nt
Organism: Euleptes europaea (tarantolino)
Lineage: Eukaryota; Metazoa; Chordata; Lepidosauria; Squamata; Sphaerodactylidae
Gene: ZBTB38
Product: zinc finger and BTB domain containing 38
Exons: 2
Coding region: 92-3694 (1200 amino acids)
Biological process (GO): regulation of transcription by RNA polymerase II
Cellular component (GO): nucleus
Molecular function (GO): protein binding; DNA-binding transcription factor activity, RNA polymerase II-specific; RNA polymerase II cis-regulatory region sequence-specific DNA binding
Source: RefSeq, a predicted model, not a curated record